Molecule: messenger RNA, 1851 nt
Organism: Pistacia vera
Lineage: Eukaryota; Viridiplantae; Streptophyta; Magnoliopsida; Sapindales; Anacardiaceae
Product: putative cysteine-rich receptor-like protein kinase 35
Exons: 6
Coding region: 1-1851 (616 amino acids)
Biological process (GO): carbohydrate metabolic process; protein phosphorylation
Molecular function (GO): ATP binding; protein kinase activity; chitin binding
Source: RefSeq, a predicted model, not a curated record
AUGGUAAGCAAUUCUUCUUACAGAAAAUCCUUCAUCAAUUCCUCGAUAAAAGUAGCCAGACUUUACGGUUUACAAGGAAUAGACUUCUAUUGGAAUUAUCCAGAGACAAACUCUGAUGGGUUCAACAUGGGAAUACUCCUUCAAGAGUGGAGAGCUGCUAUUGAUUCAGAGGCAAGAAACUCUAACAACUCGAAACUGAUCUUGACAGCACAGGUUUCACAUUCACCAUCUGUGUCUUCAAUAAGUUACCCUAUUCAGACGAUGCAACAACAUUUGGACUGGGUCCAUGUUGUGUCUGAAAGUUACACCACUCCUCUCAAGACAAUCCUUACAAGCGCUCAUGCAGCUCUGUAUGACCCAAGUACUUUUGUUAACACAGAUUACGGUAUAAGAGAAUGGAUCGAUCGAGGAUUAUCAGCUAAUAAACUGGUUUUGAACUUGCCUUUCUAUGGCUAUUCAUGGACGCUCGAGAAUCCUGGGAACAAUGGUGUUGGUGCACCAGCAACGGGACCUGCCAUUUCAACGGACGGAUUCUUGACCUACAAGCAAAUAAAAUAUUACAUCAAGCAAUAUGCUCCUGAUGUUCGUGUUAGGUACAACUCAACUUAUGUGGUGAAUUACUGGACAGAGGGAACAACUUGGAUUGGGUUUGAUGAUGUUGAGGCUAUUACAGCAAAGGUUUCUUAUGCCAAGGAGAAGAAGCUGCUUGGCUACUUUGUGUGGGAAGUCUCUUUCGAUGAUAAUUGGGUGCUUUCUAGAACUGCAGGGAUGGUGGGGUUCACUAAAGAAUCCGAAGAUAAAGCAAAUAAAGAGGCAUCUGCUUUUAAUGGAAAUGUUCCCAAUCUGAUAGAAUAUACAUUGGGUGAUAUAGACGCAGCAACCAAUGGAUUUUCAAGUGAAAAUAAGCUUGGACAGGGUGGAUAUGGCCCUGUUUAUAAGGGAAUAUUAUCUGAUGGACAAGUAAUAGCAGUGAAGAAACUUUCAAAAACAUCCAUGCAAGGAUUUGAGGAAUUCAAGAAUGAGGUUAUGCUUACUGCCAAGUUGCAACAUAUAAAUCUUGUCCGAGUUUUGGGAUUUUACAUUGACAAAGAAGAAAAGAUACUCAUCUAUGAAUACAUGCAAAACAAAAGCUUAGACUCUUACCUUUUUGACCCCAUUAGACGAUUUGUUUUGGAUUGGAAAAAACGUGUGCAUAUUAUUGGAGUUACACAAGCAUUUUUAUAUCUUCAAGAAUACUCAAGAUUUAUUGUUAUUCAUCGAGAUUUAAAAGCGAGUAAUGUCUUGUUAGAUGGAGAUAUGAAGCCAAAAAUAUCAGAUUUUGGCAUGGCUAGAAUAUUUAGUAAAGAUGAUCUUGAAGCAAACACAAGCCGUAUUGUCGGAACAAUUGGUUAUGUUCCUCCUGAGUAUGCUAGAAAAGGCAUAUACUCUACCAAAUCUGAUAUUUAUAGUUUUGGGGUUCUACUUCUACAAAUCAUAAGCGGCAAAAGGAUUUCCCUUUUAUACGGUCCGAAUCAAUGUUUGAGCCUUCUAGACUAUGCAUAUGAGUUGUGGAAUGAUGGUAAAGGCAUGGAGUUUAUGGAUGAAUCACUAGAUGAUACAUAUUCAUCCUGUAAAUUACUGAGAUGCUUGCAAAUAGCUCUAUUGUGUGUCCAAGAAAAUCCAAUUGAUCGACCAUCCAUGUUGGAAGUUUUCACGAUGCUAAAAAAUGUGAACACUAAUAUGAUGAUUCCAAAAAAGCCUGCUUUCUCGAAACAAAAUGAACAGAAUAAACAUGCAAGAAAGUUGGAAGGUUAUUCAGGGAGCACCUCAUCAAUUAAUGAUGUAACAAUUUCAGAUUUUGUAGCCAGGUGA